This is a messenger RNA of Cygnus olor (mute swan), 6638 nucleotides long. It is a transcript of the gene LPIN1, whose product is annotated as lipin 1. The record is from RefSeq and is a predicted model, not a curated record. Gene Ontology annotation, biological process: triglyceride biosynthetic process; cellular response to insulin stimulus; positive regulation of transcription by RNA polymerase II. The transcript has 21 exons. Gene Ontology annotation, cellular component: nucleus; mitochondrial outer membrane. Gene Ontology annotation, molecular function: phosphatidate phosphatase activity; transcription coactivator activity. NCBI's taxonomy places the organism in Eukaryota, Metazoa, Chordata, Aves, Anseriformes, Anatidae. Bases 217 to 3123 code for a protein of 968 amino acids.
CAGUAUUUAGGGAUCUUUCUUUCAGCAGUUAGCAUCUUCUGUAAUGCUAAAUACUUUGAAAAAGUCACUUCAGUUUCCAAAGUUAGUGCCUAGUUUUAAUCUUUUUGAGAUUCCAUUUCCCAACUGUCAAAUGGGGAGAGCAUCAUCACUUUCAGCAGCAGUGUAGUGACGACUACAUAAAGCCCAAAGGAACAUAAAUAAUUCUCCCUUCAGAACAUGGUUUGUGUCCUGGCGCUUAUGUAUUGCCAUAGAAACACAGAAGAAAACAAAGCUGUGUUUCAUCUGAUGUGGAGGGACUGCUGGAAAAAGAACAAAACAAAACAGGUCCAAACCAUGAAUUACGUCGGACAGUUAGCAGGGCAAGUGUUUGUAACUGUGAAGGAGCUCUAUAAGGGACUAAACCCAGCCACGUUGUCGGGAUGUAUAGAUAUAAUCGUUGUACGUCAGCCGGAUGGAAAUCUUCAGUGUUCCCCCUUCCAUGUACGCUUUGGGAAAAUGGGAGUUCUACGUUCUAGGGAGAAAGUGGUUGACAUAGAAAUUAAUGGAGAGGCUGUAGAUUUGCACAUGAAACUAGGAGACAAUGGAGAGGCUUUUUUUGUUCAGGAGAUGGAUAAUGAUAAGGAGGUAAUUCCUUACCAUCUCUCUACAUCCCCUAUUAUAUCUGAGGGAACUGCUUUAAUGGAAGCUCAGCUGAAGAGAAACUCUAUUGACAGGAUAAGAAACCUGGACAACAGUGCAUCCUCACAAGUAUUGCCCCAAACUCAUGGAUCCCAGCCUGGUACUGAAACAUCUCCAGUUUGUAACUCUGUGAAAAAAAGGAGGAAAAAGAGGAGGAAAUCAACUCAUAAAAUAGACAGCUUAAAAAGAGAAGACAAUGGAGACACAUCAGAAGAUGAAGACAUGUUUCCUAUAGAGAUUAGCUCUGAGGAAGAAAAGGAACCAUUGGACAAUUCAAGGAUCCCUGUUCCAGAUGUGUUUGUUGAUGAAGUAUCUGACAUAAAGGCUCCUGUAGUUUCUACAUAUUCUCAGUCUUCAUCUUAUCCUCAUUCAGAUGGAGAAUGGUCUCCUCUUCAAAGCCCAUCAGGUUCACGCCCUUCUACUCCUAAAAGUGAUUCAGAAUUAGUCAGUAAACCCACGGACAGGAGCGGACUGAAGAAUAAUCCACACAUGCACUGGGCCUGGGGAGAGCUACCCCAAGCUACAAAGACCAGUUCCCUGAUCAAAGCUAAGGAACCCAGCAUGGUAGAUGUAAAUCCUUCCGAAAGCACUCACUUUCGGGUCAUCCAGAGUGCUCCUGUGGAGGAGUUUAACACCGUGUCUCCUCUACCUGCCCUUGGACAAGCAGAUGCAGCAACCGCUCAUGAAACUGAGCCCUUGCCAGCUGAGACAAACAAGCCAGAGACAGAGUCUGCAGGAGCAGCUGUAGCACCGUUGCCUGCCAAUGAAGAAAUAAAACAAGCUGCAGCUUGCUCAGCCCAAGCAGUUGACAAGACAGAUUCCCCUACCAGAAAGAAAGACAAACGAAGCCGGCAUCUUGGUGCUGAUGGUGUCUAUUUAGAUGACCUCACUGACAUGGAUCCAGAAGUUGCUGCACUUUAUUUCCCCAAAAAUGGGGAUAAUGUACAAAACAAGAACACAAAUGACACAGGGCCGUGGUCUGCCAGUCAGUCUCCGCAGUCUUUUGGGAGUUCAGGUGUUGACAGUGGUGUUGAAAGCACCUCAGAUGGAAUCAGGGAUUUGCCCUCCAUUGCCAUUUCUCUUUGUGGAGGCCUUACUGACAACAAAGAAAUAACCAAAGAAGAGUUCUUAGAACAUGCAGUAACAUAUCAGCAGUUUGUGGACAAUCCUGCUAUCAUUGAUGACCCUAACCUCGUGGUUAAGAUUGGAAAUAAGUACUACAACUGGACAACAGCUGGUCCCCUUCUGCUGGCAAUGCAGGCAUUCCAGAAACCUUUGCCAAAGUAUUCAUGCUUAAGUUACUUCAAAGCAGUGCUGGAUACCAUUAGAUUUUGCUUUAGUAGAAUUUACGGUUCACAGACAGCCACUGUGGAAUCUAUCAUGAGGGACAAGAUGCCCAAAAAAGGUGGAAGGUGGUGGUUUUCCUGGCGAGGGAGAAACAGCACUAUUAAAGAGGAAACAAAGGCAGAGCAAGGUAUGAGUGGGAGUAGACUUACAGGAGAAGAAUCUUCACAGAUGAGCAUGGCAAACAGAAUAAAAGAUGAAUCUUCUUCAAGCGAUGAAGACCCUAGAGCUGCCAAACAAAACCUUGGGUCAUUACAAACCAACUCGAGUCAUCUCUCAUUAUUGUCUGGAAUCAGUUACAAAAAAACCCUUCGACUCACUUCUGACCAGCUUAAAAGCUUAAAGCUCAAGAAUGGCCCCAAUGAUGUGACCUUUAGUGUUACAACACAAUAUCAAGGCACUUGCCGCUGUGAAGGCACCAUUUACCUAUGGAAUUGGGAUGAUAAAGUUAUUAUUUCUGACAUUGAUGGAACAAUCACACGGUCAGAUACUUUAGGUCAUAUUUUGCCUACUCUUGGCAAAGACUGGACACACCAAGGGAUUGCAAAGUUGUACCAUAAAGUGAGCCAAAAUGGAUAUAAAUUUUUGUAUUGCUCAGCACGUGCUAUUGGAAUGGCGGACAUGACCAGAGGAUACUUGCACUGGGUCAAUGAACGAGGAACUGUGCUGCCUCAAGGGCCAGUGCUGCUGAGUCCAAGCAGCUUAUUCUCAGCUUUGCACAGGGAAGUGAUAGAAAAGAAGCCAGAAAAAUUCAAAGUUCAGUGUCUGACAGACAUAAAAAAUUUGUUUUAUCCUAACACAGAACCCUUUUAUGCUGCUUUUGGAAACAGACCUGCUGAUGUUUAUUCAUACAAACAAGUGGGGGUUUCUUUAAACCGAAUAUUUACAGUUAACCCUAAAGGAGAACUUAUACAAGAGCAUGCAAAGACAAACAUCUCAUCCUAUGUCAGACUAUGUGAAGUGGUAGAUCACAUUUUCCCUUUGCUGAAAAGAAGCCAUUCUUCAGACUUUCCUUGUUCUGAUACCUACAGUCAGUUCACCUACUGGAGAGAACCUCUACCACCUUUUGAAACUCAGGAUGUACAUCCAGCCUCAUCUUAACCACAUCUCCGAACCGUCAGCCUUAGAUCAAAGAAUGAGUUAGCUUGUAUUGCAAGGACUUCACUUGGCUUUUGCUGUUGGCAGUUCAGCUGGAAUCUGUGAUGUGAGCAUUGUAUUCCUUUGCUGUGAGCAAACUUAGAAAUGCUUCUUCGUACUUAGUCACGUUUCCAGAUGACAAGAGUGAGUCGUACUAGGAAUGGGAAUUACAUUCCUAAUGUUCCUUCAUCCAGCAACUCAAAUCGUGCCAUACAGUUUCAUUGCUUAAAGUCAAAUAAAAGUGCAGUGAUGACAGAAUUGCAGUUAAACAUGUCAUAAGGUCAUAAAGUGGUUCUGUAUCUUUCUUGCAUUACUGAAGAUGUCUUUCAUCUCAGAAACUCCUGCAAGUUAGGGAGCUGAAGGUGCUCCAUUCCUGACAUCAUUUUGUGAUACGUGUUGCUGUCCAUAUGUCAAAAUUCCAUCCUCUGAAAGAGCAAAUGAUUGAGUAGGGUGGUUGGACCAGAUGACCUCCAGUGGUGCCUUCCAACCUUAACCAUUCUGAUUCCUCUUUCCUCCUUGCUUGACCAUCUGGUGUUUGUUUAACGGUUCAUUACUGGUCUAGGUCCUCAGCUGUUGUAAAUUGGUGUAGCCAUCAAAGACGAUGGAGUGUGUUGAUUUAUUUCAACCUGUUGUUUUGACCUGCUAACGCUUUUUUUUUUUUGUGUGUGUGUGUGGAAAUGAUGUGCAAUGUAAAUGGGAAGUAAAUUAAAUAAGAUGGCCAGAUUCUGCCAGUCUUCUUCAAGUUGAGGAGUACCAUGUUUUAGAACAGCUAUUUGGGUUAAGAUAUGUGUGAAAGUGUAAGAUACAGACUGCUGUAUGUAGUGCCCAUCUUACUGAAGUCAGUGGUUUGACUCCGGUGAUUUUUCAGUAAAAACAUCUUACUAAGCAGAUAUGCUGAGUUUCAAUAUCAUUGCUGAGCCAAGAAAACUAAAGAUUUUGUCAAAAUGGAAUAGUUUUAUUUAAAAUGUUAUUUUUGGCUUAAGUGUGAACUUUGAUGCUGGUGAGUGAUGCAUCUCAGGUUAUUACUGAAUGGAUUUUUUGUUUGUUUGUUGUUUUUUGUAUCAUAAAGAAUGGAUGCUUUUAGUGUGAUUUACUGUGCUCCAAGAAAACAAAAUCUCCUCUUUCAUCUUUUUUUUCCCCCCUCUCAUUUGUUCAGACACAAGCUGUAGGUACUGUUUUUGCUACUUGCUCUCAACUGCCUUAAGAUUUAACUGUGCAUCAUAGAAGCAAUACUGCAGAUCAGUUGAUGAUAUUUUCCAAAUGAUCUGCCUUUACACAAUGCGGUACUUUUAAAUGUAUGCAUCAGAUGACCAUAUGCCAAAUAAUCCUCAAAUGAGCUGGUAGCUAAGAAGGUGAUUUUUUUCUCCUCAUUUUAAAAUGCAUUUAAAAGUUGAAUUGUUCUCUGAAAUAUUGAAAAUGGCAUAAUGGGAUUCCAUGUAUAUAGUAUUUCAGUAUGGCUAAAACAGUGGUUCAUAAGCUGUGAUCUCUGCCAACUUGUGAUCUGUGAGGCUAUGAUACAUGUUUUGCAUCUGCUUUGCAGUGUUUUCAGUUAAGAGUUUAAUAAUAGAAAGGCAGAGUGGUCCAGGAGAAAUUUUAAGAUGUGAUUGUGGUUGGUUAGCACCCAAAGGUUUGGGAGCAGCUGCUCUGCAUCACAUUUGUUCUGUUUCAACAAAUUCUGGUUUUGCAUCUCAAAAGAGUGAUAACAACAUAGGUGGGAUGGUAAUUCUGUAACAGGGAUUUUUAACUUCUUGUGCUGCAGACUUUAUCUGAGAUGUCAGGGGGCCAAUUUAUGAUUUCCCUGUGCCUUCAAUAGUAAUUAAUAAGUGCAAUCCUUUAUACAGCUGUAAUGUGCAUAGCUGCAAUGUGCAGUGGUGAGCGCUUCCUAAGUCUUCCUUUUCACAUGAAUGUUGCUGGCUCAGGCAAGGUACACGUCCGUUUCGGAGAUACUGGAAUUAGUAGACAAACACAAAGAGGAAGAAAUGUGUAUUCAAUGCCCCAGACUGAUUAUGCUGUCUUGAAAGUUUAAAGAAAAUGCAAAAUGUCAGAAAAUCCGUACCAUAUCUCUUAAAUCUGUCAGACAAUCAGUGAGGAUCUCAGGUUGCCAAACCGAGAUGGUUGCAUCUCUAAAUAUAGCCACACUUUAAGUAUCCAUUCAUACUUGUCGCUAAUGACUGAAUUAAUGGAUGAAUGUACCAACUGAAUCCUGUGUGAUUGUUUUUGUAAAGGUCUGCUUCAGUCCAUUAUGCAAAUUAAAACCAAAUCAGCCCUUCUCUUCAGUUAGAGACCAUCAGGUUUUUUAUUUUUCACAGUAGUUGAGAUCGGCUUUCCUGAGGUACCGCAUGCAGUAGCUUUCACCAGGAAAAGAAAGGUCCCAGAGAGUUCUCUGAAAUUAAAGCCUAAAGCCUGUGUGUAUUUAUUUAUGACUUAAUAAAUAGCCUGUCCAGGGCUGUUACUGCCAUUAAUAUUUCAACCCAAAUGAUGGUGUGAAUGAGUGGUCAUUUAAUUCCCUCAGAUUUGCAAGUGUAGUGCCAUGCUAGUGCAGAUAGCCCUGCGAUGCUGUGGAAUCCCCGUUCUGGAGUUUUCCAAGACUCAGUUAAACAGAGCUGUGGCUGACUUGGCUCUCAUGUUGUCUAUCAUCUGCUGUGAGCAUGAAGUUGGACUAGCUGACCCUCCAGGGGUCCCUUCUGACCAACAUUGCUAUGACUGUGAAGCUAACGCCGUACUUCUGACAUACGGUAUAACCCUUUGUAUCUGAAAGUUUAAAUAUAGCCAGAAAGUGAAACAAAUGUGUGUUUAUAUAACUCAUGUUUAUCAAACCUGCUCACAGAAAAGACAGUUAAGAAAAUCCCAGUUUUGACCUGCUAGAAACAUUGCCAUACUUUUAAAGGGAGUUUAAGAUACUUUUUUGUUUUGGUAGCUGAGCAAUUUUAUGCAUAAUAUUUAAACUGCUGUGUUAAUUCCUAACAAAGAAAAAAAGGACGGUUUAACAAAUUCCUACUCUUUCUGUGAAAGAAAAAAACUUUCUCAACUUUCCUUUCAGUGUAAUGCUGGUUUCUGUUACAGAAAGAAUAUUUGGCUAGCAUAAGUAUGCAGAGACAUUAAAUCACUGUAUAUUCUAUUUAUAUGGUACACAUAAACUAGACUAUGCAGCAGCGAGGAGUGACUGAUGUUUAUUUUCAUGAAGCUGAUGACCAUACCCCUCCAGCUGUGUCGUGUGAGGGACAGGAUACCAUGAUUGUUGCAUUAGUUGUGUUACAGAUAAAAUGUUACUGCUGUAAUAUAGGGAGGGAGGAGAAAGAGUAUUGGGUAUUUUUAUUUGUAGAUAUGGAUUAUUAUUUCAAAGACUAUUUAUAUACAGUAUUUACUCUGUAUAUGUAUGUGCUACUGGAAUGAUGAAAAUCAUUUUAACACCUCAUUUUGAUCUGCUGAAUGCAAUGAUGAUAGAACUAUAUAUUGUAAUAAAGGCAAGUGUAAAUUUC